AUGGAUUUACGUACGAUCAUGAAUAGCGACGCGGCCGCCUCGUCCUCGAAGCCGUCCGAACCCGCCUAUCCUCCCCGCGACCAGACUGCGCCGUCGUCGGCCUCGCCCUCUUCCUCUUAUCCUCCCGCAUACCCUCAUGCUUCUCCCGAGCGCUCCUCAUCCUACGGCUCUCUUCAAUCGCCUUAUCAAUAUCAGCCUUCUCAUCCCGCUCCGUAUGGCUCCUCCGCGUCGCGUGACUCGUUUGGCGCGCCCGGCCCCUACAACCAUCUCCCCCAGCAGCAGUCCCCUGUCUACGCGCAGCAGCGUUCGCACUCCAUCCAGUCCGUUACGAACCCUCUCUUUGCCCCCACCUACUCAUCCCAUCUCAGAGACAGCCCUCCUGCGCGUGCUCCUCAACCGUACCCUCCUCAGCAAGCCUCCGCGCAGGCCUCAAUGCCCGUGACCCCUCGAGGCUCUGCUUCUACCGCUGCUGCUGCUGCGCCGUAUCCUCGACAAACGCCCCCGUCCGGUCGCCCCUUGUCGUCAGGUCGGGAUACCUUUUCCCAGCAAGCGUCCAGCCCGUGGGUGGGAACAGAUGCGCCGGCUCGCAUGUCCCCGAGUACGAUCCACCGCCUCUCGCGGCAGGACUCGGGACCCAUGGAAUAUACCCCCCGGCAGUCGUCGGCUUCGCAAGACCGGAGGACUUCCGACGAAAGCGUGAGCCCGAAGACAGCUUAUCCGCCGCAUUCUCGACAGGGAAGUGUGGUCGGCGCAUAUCCAGACCAGGCGGCCGCGUCGCAACCCAUGGCGAUGGAAAAUGGCUUCGCGGCAAGGGAACGCCGGUCCAGCGUACAGAGCUCCAGCGUCGGGCCGUCUGCGACUCACGUUAACAGCUCCCCAUCGACUCGUGCAUCGGUGACACGCGACAGCCUUCUGGUCGAGGAGGCGCGAUCAGCGCCGCAUGCAGCGAAAGACGCGCAACCACGUGUCGCUCCCAUGAGCCCGACCGGUCCCAAGGUGAAGCGACGAAGGUAUAAUGAACCCCCUAUCUACGCUCGACGAUCCGUGCGCACUAAAGGAAGAUGUCCGCCGAUCCCGAACCGACUUCCUCCCAUCCCGAAAUACGCCAGGGACUCGGCUGAGAACCCGUGGAAUCAGCGCCAGCAGUCCGUGUCGAAUCCGGCCCCUACCUCUGCAAUCGACUCGUCGGUCACGGUGAGGGCUGAGACGCCGCCAGUCAACGGUCCUGCCGCCCCAAGUCAGCCCCCGGACUCCCCUAAGGCGACCGGCAGUUUAGGGCCCUGGGAACCGUCGAUUAAAGGCAACAUUCCGUACGAAGAAAUCACGAAAACUGUCUGUGACUUUCUGUACCAACAUGUUGUCUUACGAACGGAUGCCGUUGCAGCCCCCGCAGGGACAUCGGCGGCCGGCCAGGGGGCAAUCAUCGAGGUGGAAGCCAAAAUGGGUCAGCUGAUCGAUAUGGAUCGGAACGAGAGACUUCAUCUGCCAAUCCAGACGGAAGGUGUGAUCAAUAAGACGAAUACGCGCCUACGGACGGCGUUCGAGAGCACUAUGACAGUGGCGCAACAUCGAGCGAUGAACAAUUUCCUGAAUGAAGCCGUGAAACAGUCCAUGCCACAAACGAACCCUAAUCGAAUCCCACUGUCUUACGCACAUAAAAAGGAACGGGACACCUUCUACGAGGUGUCGCCCACUGAACUCCCUCCUGUCAUCCGACAGAACUUGAACCCCCGUCACAAACCCAGAGUACGCGUCACCGUCGACCAGCGAACGGGCGAGGUCCUCGCGAAAAUCGUAAAAUGCAGGAUUGCCGACCUCGACGUGUACAGUCCAUGCACCUGUGUCGAUUGGCGCGUCAGUGUCAAUCUUGAGAUGAGCUACGAAGGCGAUGUAUCCCACCUGCCCGUGCUCGAUGGCAGUCGAGGCGGACGCGGCGGCGACCGUAACAAGGAUCGGAUGAGCUAUCGACAUCUCGCCUAUCAAAUCGAUUUAACGCAAGUUGCCAAAUCAGAGCCCCCGGUCAAAGGUGAAUUUGAACAUGAACUCGAGAUUGAAUGCUCCGCCGCCGAAAUCCGCCGUCAAGGUCAGCUCGCCAUGUCCGGUGAUCCUUCGAAUCAGUACGAGGAGUUGGUAAAGGGCUUCGUGGAUAAUAUCCGCGUGUUGGCAAGAGCAGUUCCUCCAUAA
This is a messenger RNA of Aspergillus melleus, 2184 nucleotides long. It is a transcript of the gene triA, whose product is annotated as putative mRNA capping nucleoside-triphosphatase. The coding region runs from base 1 to 2184 and encodes 727 amino acids. NCBI's taxonomy places the organism in Eukaryota, Fungi, Ascomycota, Eurotiomycetes, Eurotiales, Aspergillaceae. Gene Ontology annotation, cellular component: mRNA capping enzyme complex. Gene Ontology annotation, molecular function: polynucleotide 5'-phosphatase activity. The record is from RefSeq and is a predicted model, not a curated record. Gene Ontology annotation, biological process: polynucleotide 5' dephosphorylation; 7-methylguanosine mRNA capping. The transcript has 3 exons.